AUGUGCAUUCCUCGAGUUGACAGAUUUUUGCUUUGUUUAACAUUAGAAAGUGGAGGAUUUAUUAUCGGGUUGUUAAGCACUAUUUUCAGUGUAACAUUAGCAUUUGGAAUUCCAGGAUUAGUUAUAGUGCUGGCAAUCAAAUUCAAAAACGAAUACAAUUCACUGACUGAUCCUGAUGAAAAGUAUAAUUUACUUGUGAUUUUUAUAAUUGGGAUGGUCAUAGCCCUACUGUACACCACUUUCAUGACAGUUAAUGUUACUGCCAGCCUUUUAAUGACUAUUGGAGUCAGAAGAAAAAGGCCUUUGUUUAUGAAGUUAUUCAUUUGGAUGCUCGCUAUUGGUGUGAUAAUUUGCCUACUGCAAUCGACAGGUGCUAUCAUUGGAAUCAUUAAAAUUGGAAACGUUUACAUUGCUGUAUUGAUUGUUUCUUUAAUUAUUCUGGUAUUAAACAUCUACGCAUUCAUUUGUGUUUACUCUCUUUACGACUUAUUCAUUAAAGUGGCAGAAUUACAACGAAGAGAGACAGGACAAGAACAAUCUCGUGAUCAAAUUCCUAAAUUGGUUUAUUGGAGAAAAUAA
Clunio marinus is the source of this 579-nucleotide messenger RNA. NCBI's taxonomy places the organism in Eukaryota, Metazoa, Arthropoda, Insecta, Diptera, Chironomidae. The record is from the annotation of a GenBank genome assembly.